Molecule: messenger RNA, 558 nt
Organism: Caenorhabditis remanei
Lineage: Eukaryota; Metazoa; Nematoda; Chromadorea; Rhabditida; Rhabditidae
Exons: 5
Coding region: 1-558 (185 amino acids)
Biological process (GO): regulation of GTPase activity; endoplasmic reticulum to Golgi vesicle-mediated transport
Cellular component (GO): TRAPP complex; trans-Golgi network; cis-Golgi network
Source: RefSeq, a predicted model, not a curated record
AUGGCUUUUCCCUUUGAUAUUUUCCAUGCGGAAAUCAUUCGAACGGUGUUGGAAGGUGAAAAAGAACGAUGUGCAGCUAAAGAGGAGUUUGGAACGAUACUGGAAAACUUGAAUGGACCGGCAGACAUUGAAAAGUACGAUGGAUUGGUGCAGAAAGCGUUUCUUCAUGUCAACGCCGAAACCAAACUCGAAUCGAUCGGAUUUCGAGUCGGACGACAAUUAGUGGAGAAAGUGUCGAAAGAAGCGCCGAAACUUGUCACUGAGCUGGAGAUCGUAAAAUUCAUUUGCAAAGAUUUCUGGUCAUCAGUUUUCGGCAAACAAGUCGACAAUCUCCGUACAAAUCAUCAGGGUGUCUACGUCGUGCAAGACGGUCGCUUCACGACGCUUCGAAGUUUUCCAGAAGGCGAUCAAUACGUGAAAGAGAGCGGCUAUUUUCUCUCGUUUCCGUGUGGUUUACUGCGUGGAGCACUCGCCGGACUCAAUAUUCGAGCCAUCGUGACGCCCACCAUCGAGACGGUGCCAUCUGUCAAAUUUCAUAUCCAAAUUCAACCGAAAUAG